Molecule: messenger RNA, 2641 nt
Organism: Trifolium pratense (red clover)
Lineage: Eukaryota; Viridiplantae; Streptophyta; Magnoliopsida; Fabales; Fabaceae
Product: subtilisin-like protease
Exons: 1
Coding region: 52-2421 (789 amino acids)
Biological process (GO): proteolysis
Molecular function (GO): serine-type endopeptidase activity
Source: RefSeq, a predicted model, not a curated record
CUAUGUAGUAAUUAAAAAUAAAACUAUGGCCAAUUUCCCAUUUCAUUUUCUAUGGCAUAUAUUAUAUAUGAUAUAUCUAUCUAUCUAAAUAUACAUGACACUAGGAACAUCACAAGGAAUCCUUUCUUUAUAUUCAUCAAAUUCCAAAUCAUGAUGAAAACUAACUACACAAUGGAGCUUACAUUGCUUGUUGGUCUCAUUUUCAUUCUCUGCAGCAUAAGCCAAAAUACAUCAGUACUUGCUGCAGAGGAUAAUCAAGAAUUUGAUCACAACUUAAUGACAUACAUCGUUCAUGUCAAAAAAUCAGAAAAUAUUGCUUCAUUUCAAUCGGAAGAUUUGCAUAACCAGUACCAUUCAUUCUUCCCACAAAGUUUUGCUCACAAAGAGAGAAUGGUUUUCACUUACCGCAAUGUCGCCUCAGGAUUUGCCGUGAAGUUGACACCAGAAGAAGCCAAAUCUCUUCAAGAGAAAGAUGAAAUUGUGUCAGCAAGACCUGAAAGGACACUUUCAUUACACACAACUCACACUCCAACUUUCUUGGGAUUAAAAAAAGGACAAGGAUUGUGGAGCGAUGGUAACCUCGGAAAAGGUGUAAUAAUUGGACUCAUAGACUCAGGUAUCUACCCUUUUCAUCCAUCAUUCAACGACGAAGGAAUGCCACCGCCACCUUCAAAAUGGAAAGGUCACUGUGAAUUCACUGGAGGAACCACAUGCAACAAUAAGCUCAUAGGUGCAAGAAAUUUAGUCAAAGGCGCAAUUCAAGAGCCUCCAUUUGAAGAUAUCUUCCAUGGAACACACACUUCUGCAGAGGCUGCAGGAAGAUUCGUAGAAGAUGCAAGUGUUUUUGGUAAUGCUAAAGGUGUAGCAGCUGGUAUGGCACCACAUGCUCACAUAGCAAUGUACAAAGUUUGUAAUAACAAACUAGGAUGCCCCGAAAGUGCUAUCUUAGCUGCAAUGGAUAUAGCUAUAGAAGAUGGUGUAGAUGUUCUUUCACUUUCACUUGGUUUAGGGUCUCUUUCAUUUUCUGAAGACCCAAUUGCAAUUGGUGCAUUUGCUGCUACUCGAAAUGGUGUUUUUGUUAGUUGCUCUGCCGCAAAUGCUGGCCCUGGAUACAGCACUCUCUCAAAUGAAGCUCCUUGGAUCCUCACAGUAGGUGCAAGCACAAUUGACAGAAAAAUUGUAGCAUCAGCAAAACUAGGAAAUGGAGAUGAAUUUGAAGGUGAAACAUUAUUCCAACCCAAAGACUUUUCUCAACAAUUAUUGCCACUUGUGUAUGCAGGUUCAAAUGGUAUUUCAAGCCAGAACCAGAAUCAGUCCUUCUGUCUUCCAGAUUCCUUAAAGAACAUUGAUGUAAGAGGCAAAGUAGUGUUGUGUGAUAAAGGUGGAGGUGUUUCAAGUGUUGUCAAAGGACAAGAAGUUCUAAAUUCAGGCGGUGUGGCCAUGAUCCUUGCAAACUCAGAAGCUACUGGAUUCAGUACAUUUGCUAUCGCGCAUGUUCUGCCGGCUGUUGAUGUGAGUUAUGCAGCUGGUUUAAUAAUCAAAGAUUACAUAAACUCAACCUACAAUCCAACCGCAACAGUACUAUUCAAAGGAACCGUAAUCGGUGAUUCACUUGCUCCUUCUGUUGUUUCAUUUUCUUCAAGAGGACCAAGUCAAGAAAGUCCUGGAAUUCUAAAACCAGACAUCAUAGGACCAGGUGUCAACAUUCUAGCUGCUUGGGCUAUUUCUGUAGACAACGAACUCCCACCUUAUAACAUUAUUUCCGGUACUUCAAUGUCUUGUCCUCAUCUUAGUGGUAUUGCUGCAUUGAUUAAAAGCUCUCACCCUGAUUGGUCACCGGCCGCCAUAAAAUCAGCAAUCAUGACAACUGCUAAUACUCUCAACCUUGGUGGGAAUCCUAUAACGGAUCAAAGACAUUUACCUGCUGAUGUUUUCGCUACUGGUGCAGGACAUGUUAAUCCUGUUAAAGCUAAUGAUCCUGGUCUUGUUUAUGAUAUUCAGCCUGAAUAUUAUGUUCCUUAUUUGUGUGGUUUGGGUUAUUCUGAUAAAGAGAUUGAAGUUAUUGUUCAGUGGAAAGUGAAGUGUUCUGAUGUGAAAAGUAUACCAGAAGCACAACUGAACUAUCCGUCUUUUUCGAUUCUGUUAGGGUCGGAAUCGCAGUUUUAUACAAGAACUUUGACUAAUGUUGGACCAGUAAAUGCUACUUAUAGAGUUGAACUUGAAGUGCCUUUGGCUUUAGGUAUGAGUGUUAAUCCUAGUGUGAUAUCAUUUAGUGAGAUUAAUGAGAAGAUUAGUUACUCGGUGGAUUUCUUACCGCAAGUUAAGGAAAAUCGAGGUAACCAUACAUUUGCUCAGGGUUCUCUCACUUGGAUAUCUGAUAAACAUGCUGUUAGGGUACCUAUAUCUGUGAUUUUCAAGUGAUACAUAAAGGGAGAGUGUGAUGAUAUGAUAGUUAUGAUACUCUAGAAAUAAAUAAGGGAAUGGAAUAUAUUGGUUUAGAAAAUUCAAGAGAUGCUAAUUUACUAAGAAGCUCCUUUGUACAAGUUUAUUAGCAAUUCACUUGGCACUUAUAUUUGUUAUUGAAAAAACAUUAUUAUUAUAAUUUUUUUUUUUUUGAAAAGAAACAUUAUUAUUAUUAUAA